GGUUGAGGGAUGGUUUGGGGAAGCAGAGUGUAGCGACUCGGCCUUCCCUCUGUAGUGAUACUUGGAAGCACAGGCCGGGGGUGUUACGUCGGAGUUCCCCGGUUUUGGAGGUCUGUGGGCCCGAUUGGCUGACCCUGCGGAUACGCGGAAACUCCCGAGCUGUGCUCCAGAACUUGGGAGAAGUAGCCAAGAGAGGAGCAAUUUCAGAGGCUCCCUGGAGGAGGAGUUAACGGUUGAGGAGGAUCAAGUUGGGAGCCAUUAAGCCCUAGCCAUCUUAAGUGUGAUCAAGCACUUUACUCCUCCCUCAGAAUGAAUGGAGACCACAAAUUGGAUGUUUAUGAGCAAGAAAAGCAGAAUUUCCUCCAGCACUUCUCCCAGAUUGUCAAGGUGCUGACUGAGGAUGACAUGAAGUGCCCAGACACGGGAGAUGCUAUAGCCCGGCUCCGGGAGAUCCUGGAGUACAAUGCGAUCGGAGGCAAGUACCAGCGGGGUUUGAUGGUGCUGGUAACAUUGCAGACGCUGGUGGAGCCGAAAAAGCUGGAUGCUGACAGUCUUCAGCGGGCCCUGACUGUGGGCUGGUGUGUGGAACUGCUCCAAGCUUUCUUCCUGGUGACAGACGACAUCAUGGAUUCAUCCCUCAUCCGACGGGGGAAGACCUGCUGGUAUCAGAAGCCAGGCAUAGGUCUGGAUGCUAUUAAUGAUGCUCUUCUUCUGGAAGCAUGUGUCUAUCGCCUGCUGAAGUUCUACUGCCGGGAGCAGCCCUAUUACCUGAACCUGAUUGAGCUCUUCCUGCAGACUUCCUAUCAGACUGAGAUUGGACAGACCCUGGACCUCAUGACAGCCCCGCAGGACAAAGUGGAUCUGGGCAGAUUCACUGAGAAGCGGUACAAAUCUAUCGUCAAGUACAAGACAGCUUUCUACAGUUUGUACCUCCCUGUAGCUGCUGCCAUGUAUAUGGCGGGCAUCGACGAGGAGAAGGAACACAGCAGCGCCAAGAAGAUCCUGCUGGAGAUUGGAGAGUUCUUUCAGAUUCAGGAUGACUACCUCGACCUCUUUGGGGACCCCAGUGUGACGGGCAAGAUUGGCACUGACAUCCAGGACAACAAAUGCAGCUGGCUGGUGGUCCAGUGUCUGCUCCGGGCCUCUCCGGAGCAGCGUCAGAUCCUACAGGAGAAUUACGGGCAGAAGGAAGCCGAGAAGGUGGCCCGGGUGAAGGCGCUGUACAAGGAUCUGGACCUGCCAGCCGUAUACGCGCAGUAUGAGGAGGACAGUUACAAUCGCCUGGUGGCUCUCAUAGAGCAGUGCGCCCCGCCCCUGCCCCCAGCCAUCUUCCUGGGGCCGGCAAACAAGCUUUACAAGCGGAAAAAGUGAACUAGAGGCUCCCAGGCUGGGGAGGGGCCACUCACUAAACUACUUGGUCUGCUGACCUUCCGUUGGCUCUUGAAAACGGAAGAAAACGGACGUGUAACAACAUCAAUUUUACCUCAGGCUAAUCGAUAUAAAUGAGUUAAGUGCCUACGGCAUAUUUCUGGUCACAAAAACACCAAACUUCUAAAUAAAGACCCAGGACACUUUUAAUAUUAAAUAAUGAAAUAAACGUGAGCUACACAUACAUUUACGAAAGAUGACUAAA
Hipposideros armiger (great roundleaf bat) is the source of this 1633-nucleotide messenger RNA. RefSeq names its product farnesyl diphosphate synthase (gene FDPS). Gene Ontology annotation, cellular component: cytoplasm. Gene Ontology annotation, biological process: trans, trans-farnesyl diphosphate biosynthetic process. Lineage: Eukaryota; Metazoa; Chordata; Mammalia; Chiroptera; Hipposideridae. The record is from RefSeq and is a predicted model, not a curated record. The transcript has 11 exons. Gene Ontology annotation, molecular function: (2E,6E)-farnesyl diphosphate synthase activity; dimethylallyltranstransferase activity. The coding region runs from base 310 to 1371 and encodes 353 amino acids.